Messenger RNA from Apis cerana (Asiatic honeybee), 7389 nucleotides. It is a transcript of the gene Ehbp1, whose product is annotated as Eps15 homology domain containing protein-binding protein 1. Gene Ontology annotation, molecular function: protein binding. The record is from RefSeq and is a predicted model, not a curated record. Lineage: Eukaryota; Metazoa; Arthropoda; Insecta; Hymenoptera; Apidae.
UAAUAUAAGAUCAAUAAGUUGAAAAGGUUUCGUCAAAGAUCAAGUUGAUUGGAAAAGUUUUUAAUCUCGUGAUUGUAGUUUUUUUUAAUCAAAGUUUUUUAAUCUAUAAAUGUAUAUUGUUUUGUCCAUAAAUAAUAUUGUUGCUAUAAAAAUGACAAUGGAAUAUAUAAUAAAUUAAAAAAUUGAUGAAUUCAUGAAUCAAGAAAUAUAUAUUUUUGUUCAUAUUAUACUAGUAAAAAUGUCAAAUACAUGAAUGAUUAAGGAAUCUUACAAUCUUAAUAUUUCAAUAACCUAAAAUAAAAAAAAUAUUUUCUUUGCACGGUUUGUAAGUAACUGAUUUUUUAAUUUCUAUAAUUUUAUCAAAAAUGAUGUGUCACGUUAGACACGUAUGUAAAUAAUUAUAAAUUCAAAGAAAGAAAAAAGUACAAAAAUCAUUGAAAAAUUAAUUUAAUAAAAAAUGAGUUCUGUUUGGAAACGAUUACAACGGGUAAACAAGAGAGCCGCAAAAUUUCAAUUUACUGUAUCAUAUCAUGAAGUUACUUUACAAACGACAACAAAAUGGAAGCCAAACAAACUAAGUGUUGUAUGGACAAGACGUAGUAGAAGAGUUAGUUCAGAACCAUUAGAUUGGGAACCCAGUUUAAGUGAUCCAUUAAAAGGUGUCAUUAGUUGGGCUGUUCCUGACAAUCAUACAGUUUCAGUAACUUUGUUUAAAGAUCCAAGAACUCAUGAAUUAGAAGAUAAAGAUUGGACAUUUGUAAUUGAAGAUGUUUCAUCUACUGGUAAAAGACGACAUGUAGCUGCUACAAACAUAAAUAUGAAAAAGUAUGCUACUUUAGAAUCUAGUCAACAACAACUUAAAUUGGAUUUAAAACCUACAUCAAAAAAAAUUGUUAAUGCUACAUUAGAAUGUACUUUAUCUUGUGUCUUUUUAAGAGAAGGCAAAGCAACGGAUGAAGAUAUGCAGAGUAUGGCCAGCUUAAUGUCAGUUAACAACAAUAGUGAUAUUGCACCUUUAGAUGAUUUUGAUAAUGAAGAUAUACCAGAAGAUGUUGAAGAAGUAUCUGGAAAAAAUCUUGAUGAAAUUUUAGAUAUCUCUGCUCAACUUGAUCUAAUGACAAAUAGUCUUACUGAAAGUGAAUUACCUAGUACUCCAAUAAGCGUGGCAAGUUUAUCAAAAGAUGAUACCACUCCUGUAAAUGAUAGUGAUCAUAUCAUCCGUGAUGUUAGUUUGUCAGGCAUUGGUGAUUCCUUUAAAGAAAAAUCACCUUUAAAGGAUACUAUUGCUGUUGAAAACAAUAAAAAUAUUGAACAUACAUUGAUAAGAUUACCAUUGCAACCAUUAGAAUUAAAAAAGAAUGAUGCCAAUAUUCCUAGACUAAAAGAAAUUACUCCAGGUCAGGACUUAUUAGAAUGGUGUAAAGAAGUAACUAAAGAUUAUUCUGGAGUGAAAGUCACUAAUCUUACAACAUCUUGGAGAAAUGGAAUGGCAUUUUGUGCAAUCAUACAUCAUUUUAGAUCGGAUCUUAUAGAUAUUGAUUCGUUAUUGCCACAUGAUGUGAAGGGUAAUUGUAAAAAAGCAUUUGAUGCUGGAGAAGCUCUUGGGAUACCUAGAGUAAUAGAACCAGCAGAUAUGGAUAUAUUGACUGUACCUGAUAAAUUAGCUGUGAUGACUUACUUGUAUCAACUGAGAGCACAUUUUACUGGUCACGAAUUAGAGGUACAUCAAAUAGGUAAAACAACAGAUGAAUCAUCUUACAUGAUUGGCAGAUUUAAUACAGACAAUAAUUCAGAUGUAAGUGUGCAAUUAUUUGGUCAGGAAAUAAUUAAUUUGCGCAAAAAAGAUCAAAUGGAUCAUAAAAAUAAUAAAAGUGAUAAUAACAGACGAUCAAAUCCAUUUGAUAAUAAAAAAGAAGAUGUUAACAUUGAUGCUUUAAAAAAUAAAUUACAUUUAAGUUUGAACAUAGAAAAUCAGGAUCAUGAUCAAUGCAAAGAUAAGUCACCAUCAAGUGUUAAAGAUGUUAAAGAUAUUAUAUUAGCUAGUUCAAAAAGUAUUUUAGAGAAAGUAUUAUCACCAACGAAAGAAAAAUAUUUGUCUAGAGAAAAGAGUAAAUCUCCACCAAGAAUAUCGCAAACACAGCAACGACCUAUAUUAAUGACUCGUCGACAAUUAACAGAUCCUUUUGGAUCUGAUGAAGAAGAAGAAAAUAUUCAAAUAAUUGACGAAAAAUGGUCUCAAUCAAUUUCGAUUAAUAAAUCAGAAACGCCAGUUAAUAAUGAUUCAAUCAAUAUAAGUGACAGAGGAAAUCGUACUGAAUAUCAGACAAUAUCACCACAAGGAGAACAACGUUCUCAAAAUCCAUUAGUCAGUCGACAUGACGAAUUAAGACAACGUGCCAGACAACUAUUAGAACAGGCUAGGAAUCAUACAAAGUCAACUGGUUUUAUUUCUACUGCUGCUUGUCCUAUUGAGAGUCAAAAUGAUGAUGAAAGACAGCAACAAUUGCGUGAAAGAGCAAGACGUUUAAUAGCAGAAGUAAAAAUGGGUGUGAAUAUUACUUCAAAUCAAAUUAAUGAUGACAAUAAUAGUGAUAGACGUUCAAUAGAUGAUCAAAAUAAUAGUCCAAGACGAAGUAUCACACCAUCUACUCCGGGUGAUAAAUUUAGUACAAAGUCUGAAUACAAUGGAAAUACUCUAGGAACUCCAAAUGUAAUAGAUGGAGAAAAAAAAACAGGUUCUCCUUUAUUCUCAUUUUCUAAAAUAAUAGAAAGAAUUUCUCCAGAUAAAACUAGCCCAGAUAGUACUUCAUAUACGCUUAGAGGGUUUGGAAAAGACAUGUCAUCUUAUAUUCAAAAUGAAUUAGAAGCAUUAGAAAGAGAACAAACUCAAAUAGAUAUUCAAGCUGGUAAACUUGAGAAACAACUUCGAGCUGCAAUGGAAAGUGAUAAUGAAGAUGAAACAGAAAGAUUAAUGUCUCUUUGGUUUACACUUGUUAAUAAAAAAAAUGCAUUAUUAAGAAGACAAAUGCAAUUGAAUAUAUUAGAAAAAGAAGAUGAUCUAGAACGACGGUUUGAAUUAUUGAAUCGUGAAUUGAGAAGUAUAUUAGCAGUAGAAGAAUGGAGAAAAACUCCUGAACAAAAAAUGCGAGAAAAUUUACUUUUAGAGGAGCUAGUUUCAAUAGUAAAUAAGAGAGAUGAAUUAGUUCAUCAUCUUGAUACACAAGAAAGAGCUAUCGAAGAUGAUGAUGAAAUAGAACGUAAUUUAUCUAGAGCUGGUUUAGCUCAACGAAAUAAAAAUUGUACUAUACAAUAAAAGUGUAAUCUUUUUUUGUUGGUCAGAAAUGACAAGCAUAAUUCAUUUUGCUGUGGGGUUGCCAAAGAAAACAUAAUAAAAUUUUUUUUAAAGGUAAAAUCAAGAAUUAUAUAAAACAAAUUUAGAAACUUAUUUUAUACUAUGAACUAUAUAUAAAUUGUACAACCAGUGUUUUAUAUUUAUACAUAUUCAUUAUUAAGUACAGCAUCAACAGAAUACUACUUCCCGUAGUAGAUCUAAGUUCAAAAUGGUCCGUCGAAGAAAUACACAAAUUCAUUGAAGUCUAUGAAGUAUGAAAGUUGUAAAAAGAAUAUGUUGCUAAAAAUCAAUUUCAAUUAUAAUUCAAUACAUUCACUUAUAAUUAUAUCUCAUUAAAAAAGCAAUAGAAAAAUAUGUUAUGUAGGAACUUUUCAAUUCAAAUAAGGUGCUCGAAUCUUAAUAUAAAUUACAGAAGAAUAUAUAAAAAAAAAAAUAUUGCUACAUAUAUUACAUUGUCUGCAAUUUAGUAUUAUAUAUUACGUAAGUCACUUGAAAAAUUAUGUAUAAAAUUAUAUAAAUCACUUAUAAAAGAAAAAGAAAUUAGUCAUUAUAUGAAAUAGUUUAGAAAUGAUAUUAAAAUUGGAAAAUUUGAUGAAAAAUUUUAAUGAAUUAUAUUUUAUGAUCUAUGAUACUCAUAGAUUAUAUUUAUUUUGUGCCAUAUAAAUAUCUUAAUUUUUUAUAUAAAAAUUAUUGUUUAUUUAUCUAUAAAAUAUUUGCCAUUUUUUAAAUAACAUUAUAUGAUAUGAUUAUAUAAUAAUAUAAUAUGAUAAUUAAAAUAUCAUAGAUUAUUAAGUUAUAAGUUUAUUAAUAUAUGAGGCCUAAUCAAUUUUACAAAUUUAUGAAUAUACAAAAUAUUAUUACAUAUUUCUUUCUUCAAAAGUAUAAUGAAUUAAAUUACAUGAUAUAUAUUAUCUUAUAUAAUUAUUGCUCAAUAGAAUAUUAACUCAAAAUUAAAUGUGAAAUUAAUAAUUUAAUUACAAAUUUAACAUAAAAAAUAGAACAAUUAAUAUGCAUAUUGCAUUUAUUUAUAUCUUUCAUUAUAUAUAAUGUUUAAUUUUAACAAUGUAUUUUAUAUGCUCAUAUAUCUCAUACAUAACUAAAACAAGAUAAACUCUUAAAAUAGUAUAAAAAAUGUUACAAAACAAAAUAAAAUGUUAUUAGACGCUGCAUUUUUCUAUAUCGCUUCAUUAUUUAGAAAAAUAUACUCUAUGUAUUUAAAAAAUGCAAUUUUAUUUUUAUUUUUAAUGAAAUUUAAUUAUUGUUCAGAGAAAAAUAUUAGUAUAUUCAAAAUUAGUGACGUGAUAUAUAUAAUUUAUAAUAUAUUUUCUAGCCUAAAUAAAUGCAUAACACAUAUAUGUGAUAAAAAGAAAUUAUGAAUAAAAAUUUUCAAAAUAUUCAAAAAAAUAAUUAAGAAACAAUAUUGUACAAAAAUAAUAAUUAAAAUAUCUGAAAAUUAAAAUCGAAAUUUAAUAUAUAAUAACUAUGUUAUGAUAAUUUAAGAAUUAUAUUUAUAUAUAGUUUUUAAAAAUUAUGUGAAUCAAUAGAACUUGAAAGCAUAUUAAUUUUUUUUUUAUAUUUUAAUUUUGAUCAUAAAUAAACUAAGAUAUUUGUGUUCUAAAUCUAUUAAUUUUAAAAUUACUUCUAUUUUAAAUAUUAAAUUAUUUUUAUAUAUUAACAUAUUAGUGUUGUGGAAAAUUAUUACCUUAUAAAAUAUUCAAUAAUAAAAUAUACAAAUUUAUCCAUUUAAUAAUUAAUACAUUUUAUAUUAUUUAAUAUUUGCAAUUGAUUUAUGUUUAUAAACAUUAUAAUGGCAUAAUAUUAAAUUUUAUAUAUACAGAAAUAAUAAAUAAAAUUAAAAUAAUUUUCAAAUUAAUAGUUUUAGAAUAUAAAUAACUUAAUAAUUUCUAAAUGAUGAAAAAAUACAAAUUGAUUAGUAUACCUGAAUAUAAAAUGCUAUUUAAAAAAAAAUCCCUAUUAUAUUUUUAAAUUUACAUUCAUAUAAAAAUAUAUAAAAUAAUCGAAAAAUAUGCAGCAUUUACUAUCAUUUCAUUUUGUUUCUUAAUAAGAAUUUCUAUUUUCAACUCUAAUGGGACAUAAUCUAUAUAACUCCAUUUAUAUGAACAAUAUUAUAGAUAAGUCUGAUUAUUUAAACUUUAGUUAAAUUCUUUAUAUGAAUUACUGUCAAGCAUCAUUCCACUUAUAUGAAUGUCUUUAUGAUAAUAAUUAAAAACAUAAAUCAUAUUUAUAAUAUAAAAUAAGUUAAAAAUAUUUAUUAAAUAAUAGAGGAUUAUUGUAAUUGCAAAAUUAUUUUUAUAAUAUUUGAUAUAUUAUUAUAUAUUUUAAACAAUUCCUUUAUUCAUAAAUAUUUAUGAAUUUUUAUAAACAUGACUUUCUAUUAAUUAGAAAAAAAAUCAUAGAAAGAAUUAGACUCCUAUUAUAUGAACAGCUGGUUAUAUGUUUAUUCCUAUAAACAGAUUCAUAUAAAUGGAGUUCUAUUGUACUUUGAAGAAUUUAAAGAAAAAUUUAUUCCAAUUAUAUAAAAUAUUUUUUUCAGAACUUAAUAUUUUAUUUAAUAUACUAUUAAUAAUAUAUCUUAUAGUAAAAAAUGAAUUUAUUUAGUUAAUUUUAUAACAAAAUUUCUUUAACUAAGAAAUUACUGUCACUAAGAAAGAAAUCUGUAGCGUUUCUAUAUUAUAUUCAUAUUUUUGUGCAAAAUAAAAUUUAUUUUUAUUUUAAAAAUAUAAUGUAAACAUAUAUAAAAUUAAUACUCAUAAAGCAUUAAAUAAUUGCUUUAAAAAAUAAAAAAAUCCUAUUUAAUAAAACUUAGUAUAAUAUAAUGGAAUUGGUGCAGGCAUAUCAUAUUGAAUGUAACUGCCAUAAUCAAUCAUCAAAUGCAUAAAAAAAAAUGCUUUCAUUAAAUAUGCACAUAUAAAGUAGAAAAUAUUUCAUGUUCCAUAUUUCGUUUAGAAGCAAAGUCCAUUGAAUUUUAUUUUCGAUAUUAAUAUGUUGUGCAAAAUAGAUAAAUUUAAUUUCAGAAAUGAUAUUUAAAAUUAAUAAGAAAAAAUUUAAAUAAGUUAUAAAUUUUUGUUAACUUUUAUGUGUUUUUCAAUCCUAAUAUGAUGAAUGUUAUUGUAUAUAAUAAAAGUUUACUAUUUUAAAAUAAUUGAAAAUUUUUCAAUAUUUUUGGUAAUUGAGAGGAUGAAUAUUUAAAUACGAAAUGUAAUUAGAAGUGUCAAGUUGCAAUAUUAAAAUGUACCUAUGCUAAAUUUUUGUUUGUUUUGCUGUAACUAUUAAAUUAAUGUUAAUUGAUUGAAUAUAUUAUUAUAAUAUAUAUAAUACUUAAAUUGUGUCUGAUUUCUAAUGGCUAAUUUAGUAAUGAUUUAUUAUCUUUAACUUAUAAAUAUUUAUUAUUAUUUUUUAGCAUAUAAAUAUUUAUAUUUGUAUGUGAGAGCGCUGAAUUAUGUACAGGAUUAACAAUUAUAUGUUAAUAUAUACAUAUAUAUAUAUAUGUAUUAGAAUAUUACAAUUUAUUUUAUAAUAAUUAUUCAAACAAUCUUAAAAUUAAUUCAAUAAAUAUAUUUUCAAGAUUUACAUUAACUAAAUUAGCUAUAUUAAGUUACUCAAAUUAUUUAAAAAUGAAAAGAUUAAAUAAUGAAAAUAUGUUAAUAUAUAAAAUUACAGUACUAUGAAAUUCUUUUUAAUAUUUAUAUAUUUUAUAAAUUAAGUGCAAUAUAUUUUUAUUACAAUUAACGAUUUUCGUUGUUUAAUUAGUUUUAGACCAAAUAUGUUGUAUUUUUAAUAAAAAAUACUCUUAUAUCUUUAUUAAUAUAUAGGAUUGUUAAUUUAAUUCAUUUUAUUCAUUAAUAUUGAAGAUAUUAAAGUUUUAAAAGCAAUGAUAAUUCUUGCCAAUGUAAUAUUAAAAAGAACUUAUUAACUAAAUUGUAAAUUGUUUUAUGUGAAAAGUCAAAUGUGUAAUGUCAAAUCACAGUAGCUAUUGAUAAAUAGAGAAAAUAAAGCACUACAAAAAAUACAAAAAA